Belonocnema kinseyi is the source of this 1008-nucleotide messenger RNA. RefSeq names its product facilitated trehalose transporter Tret1-like. Gene Ontology annotation, molecular function: transmembrane transporter activity. NCBI's taxonomy places the organism in Eukaryota, Metazoa, Arthropoda, Insecta, Hymenoptera, Cynipidae. Bases 109 to 1008 code for a protein of 299 amino acids. The record is from RefSeq and is a predicted model, not a curated record. Gene Ontology annotation, cellular component: membrane. The transcript is spliced from 2 exons. Gene Ontology annotation, biological process: transmembrane transport.
AUUAUCUUCAGCAACAAUUUUAAAUUACUUUGUGCCGCAAGGUUACUUUGUGCUGCAAGAUUUGGAUAUACCAGCUGCUAUACUUUCUGUAUCUUCAUUGUUGGCCUCAUGGGAGUUUAUUUUCCAUACGAUAUCAUGAACCUGACAUUAUGUUUGCUUUCGAUUCUAUAUUCUUCAACUCUGCUUCUAUUGCCAGAAUCUCCUUAUUUUUACUACAUGAAAGGUCGAGAUGAAGAAGGUCUCCAAUCUUUAAUGAGAUUUAGAGGAAAGAAAAACCCAGAAUCUGUUAAAAUAGAAGUCCAAGAAGUACGACAAUUAGCAUGUGAGAUUCAGGAGCAGAGCAAGAUUAAAUUACUCGAAAUAUUCAAAUCUAGAACUAACAGAAGAGCAUUCCUGAUCGUUAUCGGCGCAAAUUUUACCACUGUACUUUCUGGAAACACAGUGAUGGUUUCUUAUACCCAAGAAAAUUUUAAAUACAGUGGUUUUUCACUAUCAGCUUCAAAUUCUGUAACUGUGUUAAUAGGAGUAAUAAUAAUUUCAGGAUUGAUAGGUUCUCAAGUGAUUGAAAAAGGAGACAGAAGAUUCAUUUUCCUUUUUUCUGGAAUUUCUACAGGAGCAUCAUUAACAAUCGCAGGAUUGUUUUUCUUCCUAAAAUAUCAAAUGAAAAUUAAUAUUGCUAGCUUUACAUCGAUGCCACUUAUGGGUCUGAUUAUUUAUGCGAUUGGUUUUCCUCUAGGAUUAGGCAAAAUACCUUUUAUUCUUGAGGGGGAAAUUUUUUCGAUGAAUCUGAAAAAUAUUGCUGUUAGUUUUUGUAAUCUAUUAUGUCCUUUGUUGACGUUUUCAACUGGUCUAAUAUUUCCCUUUAUCAAUGAUACUGUUGGUAUUUAUGCAUCUUUCUGGGUCUUCGCUUUGUGUUCUUUCAUUUGUACGUUUAUCUUCUUUCGUAUUGCGCCGAAAACGAAAGGAAAAAGCUUGAAUGAGAUUCAAACAAUUUUAAAGUCGAGAUAA